AAAGUCAUGCCAGGCCAGCUGGAGCGCGCCAAGCGAGAUCCAGUUUAAAUUGGGGAGGGGAAGCGCAGUCUGAUUGUCUCUUGCGUUGUAGCUUGCACCCCAGGCUGUUUAGGAAGCGGGGGACUCCUCUAGGGUCAUCAGAGGAUAUUCUUAGGUCCUCAGCCGAGCUGGCAUUCUCGGAACACUAUGAGAAGGGCUUAGUGGCAGCCAGGAGACCCUACCACCUUAGCGCAGAGAACAAGGCCGGCCUUGGGCCAGCUGGAGCAGGGAACUCUGCCCUGGGGGCUUCUGGGAGAUGUAGUCCCCUUCUCAGACUCACUAACUCUAAGAACCAAGCACCCUUGCACUCCUCCCCUGAUUCGCGGGAGCCUCCUGGGGAGGAGGGUUGGGACCAGAGUGAGAGGUUGGGUCAUCUGCCCCCAGGCACUGCCUCUGAGCCAUAGGAGUCUAAGGAGCCUCCCUAGCCAAGGAUUCUGAGUGGUGUGGGCUUGGCUGGGGGUGGGGCAGUCAUACAGUUCCUUGGAGGUUUCUCUGCACUGCCAGGGAAAGGUGGCUCCUGUCUUGAUCACUGGGAGGGAGAUAUGAAGUAAGACUUAGGCCUUCUGCAUAAGAGUAUGGAGUAUGGUCCUACUCCGAGGGCUGCUGGAUUUUGGUUUCAGAGGAUCCGGAGGUUCCCCCCCCCCCUUGGAGGCAGAGAAAUAGAACAUCCCUCCGAGUCUGGAAGUCAAGAGUGUCUCUUUGGAGCAACGAUGCAAGGAUUAGCUUCUGUCUGUCUGUCCAGCUUCCUUCCUUCCGGGUUUUUCUGACACCACCUUCCUCCCUCCUCCUUCUGUUCUGUCUGCUGCUUGGUGUGAGUGUGUGUGUGUGUUCAUGUCAUGUCUGGGGGAACCUCUGCUUUAGGAGAAAGAGUGUCAUUUCUGAGAGAGGAGGGCUUGGUGUUUGCCUGAGCCCCGGGAAAGGUGUGUGUGAGGGUCUGCAGCCCCCUUGAUCUUUUGCUUCACCUCUUUCCCUCCCACGGAACUGUGUGUUGUUCUGUUUUCCCUGGGAAUAGCUGCUACACCACCGCCAAUGUCACUGCCUACACUUCCUUCUCCCCGGCUCCUCUCCAGGGGCCAGACUCUUCCCUAGGACAGCUCCUCUGCUGUUCCCCUGCCUUCUCGGGCCAAGACCAUGAUCUCAUGGCUCCAAGGGAAGAGAAGAGUGUGCUCCAAGUCAGCUCAGGCCCUACGGUUGGGAGCCUCGGGGUAGGGUGAGAAUGGUCGAGGAAGGCGAGAAGCAGGAAGGGAAGCAGAACUCUGGUACCAGGAAGGAAAGCGAUUUGCGCCUAUCUGGCCUCCAAGGACCAUGGUUCUGGCUGCAGGCAUCCCUGCUGGAGUCCUUUUCUAAGCCGUGCCACUCAUGCUUGGGAUGGGGUGGAGGGGCUCAUGAAGGGAAGAGAGAAGACUAAAGAAGGGCUGGUGGUUCACAGAAAUCUGGGGUUAAAGCAUCCAUGCUAAUUGAGGCUUAGUGAUCUUGCUUGUUCAAAGUACACAGAGCACUCAGCACUCUGGUUAGCAAGUUCCUGGUACCUGGAUUCAGCAGAAGCCUUAGGCUGGUGGGUUCAGCUCCAACAACCAAGGAGGCCAGGAGCCUGCUGGACAGAGACUUAGUGGGUGGCGUGGCAGAGAGGCAGUGUCCACUCAGCAAGGGCCAGAACGCCUGGCACCUGCUUUGGAUGAAAAGAAAUGUGUUACAAAGUGGGGGUGGCUGCUUUGGGGGGAAACAGCUAGGACCUAGGACCGUACUUCACGGAGUCCUGGAGUAAGCUGGAGGUGCAGGCGCCACCAGAGUUGCGGGCAGCGGAAGCUCUGGAGGAGCCCCCAUCCCAGACCACACCCCUGAGCCUGAACCUGACACACAUUCCUCAGAGUCCCUGCUCCAGUACCGAGUACCUGGCUGGGCCCUGGGCACGCACAGGGGUCGUAGCCCCACUGUGUGUGGGAGCCAUGAGGAUCCUGGCUAACAAGACAAGGUUACCCCACCCCAGGAGGAGAGAGGCUCCAGGGAGUCCACCACUAUCCCCUCGGGGCCACUGCCCCCCUGCCCCAGCCAAGCCAAUGCACCCAGAAAAUAAACUGACCAAUCAUGGCAAGACAGGGAACGGAGGGGCCCAGUCCCAGCAUCAGAAUGUGAACCAAGGACCCGCCUGCAACCUGGGCUCCAAGGGCGUGGGGGCGGGGAGCCACGGGGCCAAGGCCAACCAGAUCUCGCCUAGCAACUCAAGUCUGAAGAACCCCCAGGCAGGGGUGCCUCCUUUCAGCUCACUCAAGGGCAAGGUGAAGCGCGGCGAGCGGAGUGUGUCUGUGGACUCUGGGGAGCAGCGGGAGGCUGGGACUCCAUCCCUCGACUCAGAGGCCAAAGAGGUGGCACCCCGGAGUAAACGGAGGUGUGUGCUGGAGCGGAAGCAGCCGUACAGUGGGGACGAAUGGUGCUCUGGGCCAGACAGCGAAGAGGACGACAAGCCCAUUGCGGCCUCCCACAAUUGUAAUGUAGCAGACCCAGCCAUGGUGACCCCACAGUUGGGUCCUGGCCAAACUGCCCAACUGCCCCUCAGUGAGAGCAGUGCACCAGGCCCCCAACAUGGCCCCCAGCCAGGCCUUCGGCCAGACGUCCCUGGGGGUGGGGGUGGAGGCGUCCCAGGAAAGCCUCCGUCACAGUUCGUCUAUGUUUUCACCACCCAUCUGGCCAACACGGCGGCAGAGGCAGUGCUGCAGGGCCGGGCAGAGUCCAUCCUCACCUACCACCAGCAGAAUGUGCCCCGGGCCAAGCUGGAUCAGGCCCCUAAAGUGCCACCCACCCCAGAACCACUACCCCUGAAUACGCCAUCAGCAGGUACACCACAGUCCCAGCCACCUCCGUUGCCACCGCCACCCCCAGCCCCUGGCAGUGCUCCUCCUGCUCUGCCCCCAGAGGGGCCUCCUGAAGACACCAGUCAGGACCUGGCCCCCAACUCAGUGGGAGCGGCCAGCACAGGUGGUGGGACUGGGGGCACCCACCCUAACACCCCAACGGCUGCCACUGCUAACAACCCUCUGCCUCCUGGAGGAGACCCUGGCAGUGCCCCUGGCUCCACUCUAUUGGGGGAGGCCACGCCCACAGGAAAUGGGCAGAGGAACCUGGUGGGCUCUGAGGGCCUGUCCAAAGAGCAGCUGGAGCACCGGGAGCGCUCCCUCCAGACACUGCGGGACAUCGAGAGGUUGCUGCUCCGCAGUGGGGAGACUGAGCCCUUCCUCAAGGGGCCCCCAGGAGGAGCUGGUGAGGGAGGCCCACCCGCACAAGCGCCCUCUGCUGUUCAGCCGCCUCCCUCCGCCCCUCCUGGGGGGCUGAAGAAGUACGAGGAGCCUCUGCAGUCAAUGAUCUCGCAGACACAGAGCCUAGGAGGCCCCCCGCUGGAGCAUGAAGUGCCAGGGCACCCUCAGGGUGGAGACAUGGGACAGCAAAUGAACAUGAUGAUGCAGAGGCUGGGCCAGGACAGUCUGACGCCCGAGCAGGUGGCCUGGCGCAAACUGCAGGAAGAGUACUACGAGGAGAAGCGGCGGAAAGAGGAGCAGAUUGGAUUGCACGGAGGCCGCCCUCUGCAGGACAUGGUGGGAAUGGGGGGCAUGAUGGGGAGGGGGCCCCCACCUCCUUACCACAGCAAACCUGGGGAUCAGUGGCCACCCGGAAUGGGUGCACAACUCCGAGGGCCUAUGGAUGUCCAAGACCCCAUGCAGCUCCGAUCUGGACCUCCCUUCCCUGGCCCCCGUUUCCCAGGCAACCAGAUGCAGAGGGUGCCUGGAUUUGGAGGUAUGCAGAGUAUGCCCAUGGAAGUACCCAUGAAUGCCAUGCAGAGACCUGUAAGGCCAGGCAUGGCCUGGAAUGAAGACUUGCCCCCUAUUGGGGGACCCGGCAACUUUGCCCAAAACACUGUGCCCUACGCAGGUGGGCAGGGAGAGGCAGAGCGCUUCAUGACCCCUCGCGUCCGGGAGGAGCUGCUGAGGCACCAGUUGCUGGAGAAGCGGUCCAUGGGCAUGCAGCGUCCCCUGGGCAUGGCAGGUAGCAGCAUGGGACAGAGCAUGGAAAUGGAACGGAUGAUACAGGCACAUCGACAGAUGGACCCUGCCAUGUUCCCGGGACAGAUGACUGGAGGAGACGGUCUCGCCGGCGCACCCAUGGGCAUAGAGUUCGGUGGAGGCCGGGGCCUCCUGAGUCCUCCGAUGGGACAGUCUGGGCUGCGGGAGGUAGACCCGCCUAUGGGGCCAGGCAACCUCAACAUGAACAUGAAUGUGAACAUGAACAUGAACAUGAACCUGAAUGUGCAGAUGACGCCCCAGCAGCAGAUGCUGAUGUCACAGAAGAUGCGGGGUCCUGGAGACAUGAUGGGUCCUCAGGGCCUAAGUCCCGAAGAGAUGGCUCGGGUUCGGGCCCAGAACAGUAGUGGCAUGAUGGGGGGUCCGCAGAAGAUGCUCAUGCCUACACAGUUUCCCAACCAGGGCCAGCAGGGAUUCUCGGGGGGCCAGGGACCCUACCAGGCCAUGCCCCAGGACAUGGGCAACACUCCAGACAUGUUCAGUCCUGAUCAGAGUUCAGUGUCCAUGGGCACUGUGGGCACUGCCCGGCUCAGCCAUAUGCCUCUGCCCCCUGCCUCCAAUCCUCCUGGGUCUGUGCACUCAGCCCCCAACAGGGGGCUAGGCAGGCGGCCUUCAGAUCUCACCAUCAGUAUUAAUCAGAUGGGCUCACCGGGCAUGGGGCAUCUGAAGUCACCCACCCUUAGCCAGGUGCACUCCCCCCUGGUCACCUCACCCUCUGCCAACCUCAAGUCACCCCAGACUCCCUCCCAGAUGGUACCCUUGCCUUCUGCCAACCCACCGGGACCUCUCAAGUCACCCCAGGUCCUCAGCUCUUCCCUCAAUGUGCGUUCACCCACUGGCUCACCCAGCAGGCUCAAGUCUCCCUCCAUGGCUGUGCCUUCUCCCGGCUGGGUCGCCUCUCCCAAGACAGCCAUGCCUAGUCCUGGGGUCUCCCAAAACAAGCAGCCACCUCUCAACAUAAACUCUUCCUCUACCCUGGGCAACAUGGAACAGGGUGCUCUCCCACCUAGCGGCCCCCGGAACAGCUCCUCGGCUCCUCCGGCCAACCCUUCCAGUGGCCUCAUGAAUCCCAGCCUGCCGUUCACAUCCUCCCCAGACCCCACCCCUUCCCAGAACCCUCUGUCACUGAUGAUGUCUCAGAUGUCCAAGUACGCCAUGCCCAGCUCGACCCCGCUAUACCACAACGCCAUCAAGACCAUCGCCACCUCAGACGACGAGCUGCUGCCUGACCGGCCCCUGCUACCCCCACCCCCACCACCGCAGGGCUCUGGGCCAGGUGUCAGCAAUAAUCAGCCCAACCAGAUGCACAUGAACCCUGCUGCUGCCCAGAGCCCCAUGGGCAUGAACUUACCAGGCCAGCAGCCCCUGUCCCAUGAGCCUCCCCCUUCUAUGUUGCCCUCCCCCACCCCUCUGGGGUCCAACAUUCCACUGCACCCCAAUGCACAGGGGGCUGGGGGCCCUUCUCAGAACUCAAUGAUGAUGGCCGCAGGAGGCCCAGACUCCCUAAAUGCCCCUUGUGGCCCCGUGCCCAGCUCCUCCCAGAUGAUGUCCUUCCCUCCCCGGCUGCAGCAACCCCACGGUGCCAUGGCCCCCACCGGGGCUGGGGGGCCUGGCCUGCAGCAGCACUACCCUUCGGGCAUGGCCCUGCCCCCCGAGGACCUGCCCACCCAGCCACCUGGUCCCAUACCCCCUCAGCAGCACCUAAUGGGCAAAGGCAUGACUGGCCGCAUGGGCGACGCAUACCCACCCGGGGUGCUCCCUGGGGUGGCAUCGGUACUGAAUGACCCAGAGCUGAGUGAGGUGAUCCGGCCCACCCCUACCGGCAUUCCUGAGUUCGACUUGUCCAGGAUCAUCCCCUCUGAGAAACCAAGCAGCACCCUCCAGUACUUCCCCAAGAGCGAGAACCAGCCCCCGAAGGCCCAGCCCCCCAAUCUGCAUCUCAUGAACCUGCAGAACAUGAUGGCGGAGCAGACACCUUCUCGGCCCCCCAACCUCCCGGGCCAACAGGGGGUCCAGCGGGGGCUCAGCAUGUCCAUGUGCCACCCUGGACAGAUGUCCUUGCUGGGCAGGACAGGUGUGCCCCCACAACAGGGCAUGGUGCCCCAUGGCCUGCACCAGGGGGUCAUGUCCCCUCCACAAGGCCUCAUGACCCAGCAGAAUUUUAUGCUGAUGAAGCAGAGGGGCGUGGGGGGCGAGGUCUACACCCAGCCUCCCCACAUGCUCUCCCCACAGGGCUCCCUCAUGGGCCCCCCACCCCAGCAGAACCUCAUGGUGUCCCACCCUCUGCGGCAGCGCAGUGUGUCUCUGGACAGCCAGAUGGGCUACCUCCCAACGCCGGGCAGCAUGGCCAAUCUACCCUUCUAGCAGGCCCCUCAGUCUGGGGCUGGGGAUACUGAAAAUAGGUUAACUUUAAAAAGUUUUGUUUUUCCUCCAGUGUUGAGAUGGAUGGCCUGGGUCCAGGGGCAGGGUGGAGGGGUGGGAAAGGGCUUGUGUGGGGAGUGGUGUUUGUGGAAACCUGCUGUGCUGGCAGCUUAGGGGGGUAGCUGCAAGUGUCCGGUGAGGAGUUGGGAUUGGGCUCUGCUCCAUUUCUGCCACCAGGAGUGCUCCUCCCUUGCCCCCCUCUUCCCGUGGAGCUUCUGUCUCCCUUUGUCUUUGCACUUCCCCGCUUUCAGCUAUGUUUUGGGGGUCCUUGGGGAGAGAGGAGGGUCUUCCAUCCUCUGACCCGUCGUGGACUGUCACCUUGCUGGCGGCGGCGGUGGCGCUUCAGGUCCGUUUCUCUCCUCCCUGUCUCUGCUUUUACCCUGUUUGCUUCCUGCCUCUUUUCCUCUCCCUACUGACGCGGCUGACCUCCUCUCCCACGCCCCCUGCAGGCAGCUGGCCAGGUGGGCAGGUGCCAGCGGAGCUGUAAAUAGAGCUGGGCUUUUGUGCCGGUUUGUGCGUGUGCCGUAUUUCUGUGUCUUGAUAGAAGUCACACACAAGAAAAAAAAAAAAAGAUUGAGAAGAAGAAGAAAAAAACCUUCCCCCUCUUUCAAAUGAUCACACCCUCCAUUCCCCUGGAUUCAGAGACAUACAGUCCUAUGCACCCUCCAUACACCCCACCUAUAAAAUGAAGUCAGACCAUCUAGGCUUCCAUUUGGUGAGGCCCUGAGGACUGAGAAUCUCCCCCGUCCCUCUACGAUGGCCGCCUGUCUGCUGCUGGGUGAUUUCCGGAGAGCAGGUGCCCACAUGUGUUUACCCACACCAGUGACAUAGGGCCCCAGCCUGGGUGCCUCUGCUGCUACAUCUUAGCCAGAACUUGAAGCCCUUUGUCCCCAUUCUAGGAUAAAGGCAAGAAGGAAGGGGCAGCAUGUGGCCCCAUAGAAUGGAGCUAUGGAAGGGUGAGGUUGCUGGGACCCUGGCUGCAGUAGCCUUGGGCCAGGUAACCCCUCAGGGCAUGGACUCUUCUAGAAACCACCACUUGCUUCUCACCAAAGAAGGAACAGAGUUGGCCCUCCACCUCUAGCUCGGAACGAGGGAAGGCAGUGCGACGGAGAACAUGCCCUGCCUGCCUGCCUACUCUCUGCAAGGUCCUUCUGUCCAGGGCUCAGGGCCAUGCACCAGAUCUGUCUACCCACCAGACACAGCCACUGACUUCCCAGGAGAGCCCCUCACCCGCCACUGGUCAGACUCAAGCCAUACAGGAAUGGGUGUUGUGUCCCCUUUGUCCCCAGGAGUAAACUACUUCUGCUUUUCUCACGUCCUUUCCUGCCUUGUAAGGGGGCGGGCAGCUCCCUGGCUAAGGCCUUUCCUGUCCUGCCUCCAGGGCCAAGGGCCAUUCUAGACAGGGUGUCUUUUACCAGAGCCCUGUCCCCAGCCUUUCUGACCUGCAGGGCCUGGUUUUGCCUUGGCAGCUGUAAUACAAAGGGAAUCUGUGCCCACUUCUCCCAGUCUGGUGCUGUCCACCAUCAGCCAGGUCAGGCACCAAGCCCCCUCCAGAGCUGGCUGCAGGCCCUCCCAGGGACCGCAGCCAAGGUCUCUUGUGUUGAGAGGUGGGUGGAAACCUGUCCUUCCUGCCAGACACUGCCCUCCCUGCUUCCAUCUGGGCCUUGUGCCCCACCCACAUCCCCACCUUGCCUAGACUGUCUAGCCCGCCCCACAAAGGGCCCGAUACCCUCUUCUUGCGCCCUCGCCUCCCACCUCUACCACUAGCUUCCCAAGGUGAUCUCCACAGGCCAGCCUUCUCCUUCCAUCCAUGGCCAUACCCCAGCCAUUUUGUACCAUUAUAUAAAUAUAUAUAUAAAAUAUAAAUAUAUAAAUACAA
Molecule: messenger RNA, 8409 nt
Organism: Mus pahari (shrew mouse)
Lineage: Eukaryota; Metazoa; Chordata; Mammalia; Rodentia; Muridae
Gene: Bcl9l
Product: BCL9 like
Exons: 10
Coding region: 1986-6473 (1495 amino acids)
Biological process (GO): negative regulation of transforming growth factor beta receptor signaling pathway; canonical Wnt signaling pathway; positive regulation of transcription by RNA polymerase II
Cellular component (GO): beta-catenin-TCF complex
Molecular function (GO): transcription coactivator activity; beta-catenin binding
Source: RefSeq, a predicted model, not a curated record